Messenger RNA from Panonychus citri (citrus red mite), 9120 nucleotides. RefSeq names its product nuclear receptor coactivator 6-like (gene Kdm3). Gene Ontology annotation, molecular function: histone H3K9 demethylase activity; transcription coregulator activity; chromatin DNA binding. Gene Ontology annotation, biological process: regulation of transcription by RNA polymerase II. The transcript has 6 exons. Lineage: Eukaryota; Metazoa; Arthropoda; Arachnida; Trombidiformes; Tetranychidae. Bases 317 to 8488 code for a protein of 2723 amino acids. The record is from RefSeq and is a predicted model, not a curated record. Gene Ontology annotation, cellular component: chromatin; histone deacetylase complex.
UGAACUCAAGUGCUACACCACAACAACAACAACAACAACAACAACCCAACCAACAAGCGAUAAUAGUAAAUAUCAAAAAUUUGGACUCGAUUUAAGUGAUCAACAUAAUAUACAUUAUAAAGCUCAAGAUAAAGUUAAUCAUAGCGGACGUGAUAAUAUAACACCACCAACUACAACAACAACUACAACUACAACAACAGGAUCAACAGUGACCACAACAACAACAACAACAACCCCAAGCACAACAAAAGUCCAGUCAAAAUUAACUAAUUCAAAUUCUUCCUCAUCAACGUCAUCAUCUUCCUCUAACACGUUGAUGCAUCUUCACAUGACACCUCAAUCAGGUUCUCAUCUACCUAGGCCACCUUGUCCACCUAAUGGUGAUCGCACAACCGGUCCUCCACCCCCUGUAUCAUCAUCAUCAUCAUCAUCAUCAACAUCAACAUCAUCCCAACAACAACAACAACAACAAAAUCAUCACCACCACCAACAACAACAACAACAACAACAGAUUCACCAUCAGCACCAUCAACAACAACAAAAGCAACAAAUUCAUCAUCAACAACAAUCUCAUCACCAUUUAACAUCCCAAGCAUCCUCAUCUUUACCUGCACCUCCCUCAUCAUCAGAUUCAAAUAACAGCUCAACAAUGUCUCGUCCUCCUCCAGGGAUUAUCUCUCCCUAUGCCAAUCCAAUUAAUAAUUAUCAGGCAAUGCUAAUGAUUCAACAACAACAGGAAUUAUUAUGGCAAAAAUACCCUGAAAUGAGGGGAAUCACAGUUCCUCCUGGUAACCUAGAUAAUCGUUUAUUGUCACCUUAUCAAAUUAAUGAUUGGAAGUUAAUUCAAGAACGUGAAAGACAAUUACAAGAGAAAUUGAAACAUGAUGAUAAAAUGAAAGAGAGAGAAGCAAAAGAAAGAGACAAACAGAUGAGAGAAAGAGAAAGAGCCGAAAGGGAAAAGAAACAAAGAGAUGCAGUUCAACAGCACUUCGAGGAAUCCUUAAGAAUAGCCAAUCAAAAGCAACGGGUUUCAUCUGGAUGGCCUGGAAUGGGAAAAGGAAACACCGCCGGUGGUGGUAAUCAACCUCAUCCUGUUCGUUCACAACAAGGUCCACCUUCACAUCCUCCGGUCACUUCCAGUGGACCAAAUUCAAUGACCAGAUCAUAUAUUCCAAUGUACAAUGGUGAUAUUAGUGAGAAAGAUGAUAAAUCAACAAAUUCCAGUAAUUCAUCAUCAAGAUCAAGCUCCAGUGCAACAUCAAGUCAUCAACCUGCUUUAAAUAAUAGUAAUAAUAAUAAUAAUAAUAAUAAUAGUGUUAACAAUUUAGUCCAUCCGGACGUAAGAUCAAUUAGAAACUUGGAGCAACAACAACGACAUCAUCAACAAUCAUCGUCAUCAUCACAACAACAACAACAAUCCUCAACAUCAUCACCAUCACCAUCUAAAUCCCAGCAACAAUCUCGAUCAUCAGGAAAUAAUAAAUUAGAUUAUCGAUCAGCUGAACUAAAUUUUUCUCAGCUUCAUGCAGCAGCAACACAACAACAAUACAAUGUACUUAGUCAACAACAAUCACAUUCACCAAAUGGACCUCAACACCCACUGCAUCUUAUUCAUGCACCAUCAUGGGGAAUUCCUAGACCAGGAUUAUCUUCAGAUGGUACAAGUCACUCACAAGGUAAAGGGUCUCAAUCUCAUCAACAAUCGGGUGGUCAUCCUGGUGGGCUACCGCUUCAUCUGCAGGGUCACCAUGGUCCAGUUGGUCCAGGACAACUUAAUCCAAGUCAAUUGCAUCUAUUAAAUAAUAUGAAUGAUGGAGCUAAAUUAAUGGCUCAUUAUGAUGUUAAAAGUAUGAACAAUUUAAUGCGUGAAAAUAGUUCAUCACCUUUAUCAUCAUCUUCUUCAACACCUUCGUCAAGUAAAAAGGCCAAUGCUAGUCCAGUGAAUAGCACCAAUAACAACAGUAAUAAUAAUAACACCAAUAAUAGUAAUCAUUUAAGGGAUAAUAGUAAUUGUAAUAAUAAUAACUCAGGGUCACGAUCUGAUCAUCAUUUAUCAUCUUCAUCUUCAAAACAUGGACCCAAUCAUCGUGCCAAUAGUGAGAUACCUGGACCAUAUGGAUAUACACCUUAUGGUUAUCCUCCACCACCUCCACGAUCAAGUGGGAUUAAAGAUACUCCACCAAUAUCGCCACAUCAUCCACCUUCAUCUUUACCACCUCCUCACUUGGCAGUGGGUAAAUUAAAUAGUUCAACAGCUAAUUCAAUUUCGUUAACUAGUACACCAAAUUCACGUAAUUGUUUCUCACCAAUGGCUAAUCAUUCACUGGGCAGACCAUCUUCAAGUGGACCCAGUUCAUCAUCUAGACCACCACCACCAGCGGCACAUUCAGGAGGUUCAACUACCAGUUCCAUGGUUUCGGUAACAGAAAAACGGGAACCAUCACCUUUAAUUGAUCGAUCAGGUACACCGAUAGGUCGUAAUACGGGUACACCUUUAGGUAGACCACCUUCAGCCUCGUCAAGUAAACAUUUGAGUGGAAAAGUUGGACAUCAAUUUAAUUCAAUUGAUAGGAUUAGUCCACUUUAUCAUAAUUCAACAUCACAAUCUUCCUCAUCGUCUACUUCUUCCUCUUCUUUACAAAGUGGUCAACAACAACAACAACAACAACCAUCAGGGUCAUCACACAGUUCAAGUCCCUUCUCUCAACAAAGUCAGCCAACAGGAGUACCACUCAUGUCCGCUCCUCCUGCCCACCAAAGCUCCUCGCCUGGACUGGCUACUAGUCGAAGUAAUACACCUCAACUUUCAUCGUCCAAUGUUCAAUCUCAUCCGUCAUCCGUCGUCCUUUCAUCAACCUCUUCAUCUUCUUCGUCAUCUUCAUCAACAAACCAUCCCAGCCUUACAAAUCUUUCAUCUUCACAAGAUCAACCUCAGAAUCUUGUAAAAUCAGAAUCAAAGGUACGCAAUAGUGGUAACAACUCCUCUAAUAUAAAUCACCAACAACAACAACAACAACAACAGUCACUUAAUAGUAACAUCUCCUCCAAGGGGGUAACAUCACAUCAUCAAGGUGUGGUACCAUCAGGUUACAUGAAACAUAAUUUACAAUAUCCAGGUGAAGAUCAUAAAUUGAAUUUAACCAAUCCUAAUGAUAGAUAUUCAAUUAAUGGACCCAAUAUGGAAGCUAUUUCAAAACAGCAACAUCAUCAUCACCAACGACAACAACAACAACAAUAUCCUCCAAUUACAAAUUCAGGUGUAAUACCUGGAGCACCAGGUUCGGGUUUAUAUCCUCAUUAUAUGAAAGGUUUACCACCAACAAGGUAUGAUCUAAGUGGAGGACAAGCACCGCAUACAAUGGGUUAUGAUGUAUCUCGAUUAUCUCGUACAUCAGGACCACCACCACCACCAGUGCCAUUUAAUCUUGCUCAUCCAUCGAGCUCUUUUGAUGGUCAAUUAAAAGGUCCUGGUGAUCAUCACAUUGGCUCCAAUAAUAGUAAUAAUAACAACAGCAAAUCAUCGGGUAAUUCACAAAAUUCAUAUAAAGUUAAUUGUGAUUCAAGAAUGGGCACAGAAACUAUUAACCUUGAUCUACAUCAGACUCAUUAUUCAAAUAAGGGAAAUUCGUCAAUUAAUUCUUUCUCGGGUAACAAUACAUUAACCAUUUCAUCAUCACCAGCUUCCGUUUCAACAGCGUUAACAAUAACCACUAGCCCGUUAACAUCAAUCUCACCAACUGGAACUAUCGUUAAAUCAGGAAUUAAUUCUAGUAAUUCUAAUAAUGGAUCUCGUCUAAUUUCACCAAGUAAUUUACCACCCAAUUCAUACCUACCACCAGGUAUUCAUUCAGGAUUAGUUGGACAGAGUAAUUUUGUUAAUCAUCAUCUUGCACCUCAUCCACUUCAACAACAACCCCACCCGAUGAGUUUAACCAAUAAUAUGACUCCAUUGGGCCCAUUGUCUAAUCCAACGAUUACCAAUGGUUCCUCUGGAAGUAUAAUCCAUGGGUUACCAGUGAUUAGUGAUAAAAAAUUAUCCAAUGUUACAUUAAAUUCCUCUGCAAAGGAUAAUGAAUAUGAUCAAUUUGGUAAGCGUAAGGGUUUCCAUAAGGAUACCUAUGAUUUAUCAAAGAAGAUAAGAAAAGAAGAUGAAGAUAAUUUAAGCAAUAGAAGUAAAUUACAAGUGGGUGUUUCUCCAACUGAUCUUGGUCGUCGAUCAUCUCCCAAUAAGCACCAAUCUUCAUUAACAAUCAAUGAAGAUAAAAGUGUUAACUCAAUUACAGAGGGUAAAAAGAUACAGCAAAAGUUUUUAAGUGAAUCAACAAUGGAUGACCAAUCAAUUCACAGCUCAAGUAAAGGAACCAUUGAAACACCAAUGACCAUAACAACAACCAUGUUACCACCUCCAUCUCUUAACACUGCAUCAUCUUCAUCACCUUUAACUCAAUCUUCAAGUUCAAAUACAACCAUAACGGUAACACCAACCAAUGUAACACAAUCAGUGACAACAACUUCAAUCACUGGACCAACACCAAUCAUAUCAACAUCAACAACCAUGAACAGUGAAUCUCCGGUAACAACUACAACAAUUACUCCGGUAGUAACCGUUACAUCAAUCCAACAGCCAACAAUUGUGACAACAACACCUACAAUUACCUCAAAUGAGACAACCACCAACAGUGGCCCAUCCAAGUUCCAUCCUAAAUUAAAGAAAGCCUGGUUACAAAGACAUUCCGAAGCCGAAGUGGAAAGUAAUUCAAAUCAAUCAACAUCAUCAUCUUCCAUAAGUGUAACCAACAGUAACAACACAGUGAAUAAUAACAUUACUCCAACCAUAAUAAUCAAAGAAGAAGAUAAAUCUAAACAGACUUUACCUGUUACAACCAAUCGUGCACAGCAACAGCAACAACAACCAUCAUCACAAUCAACGCCAUCAAAUCAUAAAGUGAAACAAUCAACACAAAAUAGUAAGGGUGGUGAUCAACAUUCGGAUACUUCAGUAUCUUCAUCUCCCAGGGUGAAAAGGAAAAUUUCUCGAGAAGAAAAGAAUAAGAAAAAAGUGAAAAAAGAACCUUUAAGUGAUGAAGAUGGUGAUGAAACAAGUUCAGUGUCUGAUUUUGAUUUUAAUGGUGAUAAAAGUAAUUCAUCUGCCCCAGAGAAAUCAUCAAAAAGUUCCAAAUCUGGAUUAAUUAAAAAACGUGUUACCUCUUCUCGGAAUAUAUCAAAACGUCAUAAAAGCUCUGGAGGAAGUAACAGUGGAAGUGGCAGUGAGAAUAAGAAAGAAGAUAAAUUGUCCAAAGAUGCACGUGAAAGGCACCAUCGAACCAAAGAGAGUAAAAUAAAUGCUCGUCGAGGUCGUAAACCUAAAAGCUCAACUCGUGGAUCAAAAGAAUCAAAUGGAAGUAAAGAAAAACCUUCUCAUGAGAUUAAAGAGAGUAAAAAGAAAUCUUCUAAAUUACCUGAGCUUCCAUGGCAAUUUGUCAAGGGAACAUCUCCCGAAUAUCGUAAGAAAACUGGUGCUAUUUGGUUACAAGAUGGUUCUUGUUACGAUAUUGCACCGAGGCUUCCUAAGUGUCGAGAAUGUCGCAUGACACCUAACCAGAGAUCUAAGAAAAUGCCCAAUAUUUUCUGCCGUUUUUACGCUUUCCGUAAAUUACGUUAUGCUAAAAAUGGUGUAUUAGUUGAUUCCGGUUUCUCUGAACCUCGAGAUGCAACUCAUUAUGAUUUAAAACUCUGGUUACCACCGGAAACACCAUGUAAAGAUCUUGAUGUUGAAACAUCUAAAUUUCUUAUUACUUAUGUUGGAGAUCAAUUUUGUGACCUUGUUAAACAAGAGCAACAAGCGCUCAAAAUUCACAUGGGAAAGGAUAAAACCUUAACCUGGAAACGAGUAGUUCAAGGAGUUCGUGAGAUGUGUGAUGUUUGUGAGACAACACUUUUUAAUAUUCAUUGGGUUUGUCAUAAAUGUGGAUUUGUCAUUUGUAUCGAUUGUUAUAAGGCUCGUGCCCAAGGUGAUGUUAAAGAAGAGGAUAAUCCACCUCGAGAUAGAGAUGAAUUCCAAUGGUUACUUUGUACUAAUCGUCAACCUCAUGUGCAAAAUAAAUUAAUGAUGACCCAAAUAAUUGCACAAACAGCUCUUAAUGAUGUUGGUAAUUUGUUGCACAUAAUUCGUAAAGCAUUUAAAAUAGAGCCUAAAUGUGGUUGUGAUGUUAAUACAAUAUUUGAUUCCAAUGGAUUAAGUAAUCUACUCUUAAACAAAGCCGUACGAGAUAAGAUUAACGCAUGUAAUGGUAAAAAUAUGCCCAAUGGAUUAAGUAAAAGUGAUUCUAAAUCAGAGAUUAACAGUAAAUCGGAUAAUUUAUCAAAAGAUUCUGAAAAUAGUACAUUAACUGGUUUCUCCUCUGAAAGUGGAUCAUCACCAUUAUUCUGGUUGGCUGAUGUUGCCCUUUCUCGUAAAAUGGGCUCAGAUAAAUCAGGUGAAGAUGGUAACACAAUUAACACCACUGGUGGUGAUAAAUUAGAUGAUAAAUCAACAAUUAAAGGUGAAACUGAUGAUUGUAAUUUUUCAACAUUACGUGAGCUGUUGAUCCGUCCAACAUCAAAGAAGAAGAAAGGAAAAAGUUCAAAGAAAGGAAAGAAAACAAAGAAAAAUGAAAAGACAACAACCUCCGAAGAUAAUGAGAAUGAUGGAGAUGAUGAUGAAGAUAAUGAAGAUAAUGAAGAGGAGGAAGAAGAUGAUGGUGAAGAGGAAGAUGAUGAUGAGACAACAUCAGAUGAAUUGGAUGAAGUUGAAGAAACUAGAGUUAAAAAGAAAAUCAAGAAAGAAGAAAAUGAAGACUCAAAAGUAUCAACUAAUAGUUUGUCAUCUUCAAUAACAACAUCAUCUUCAUCAUCAUCAUCAUCAUCAUCGUCAACAAUAGUCAACUCAACAUCAUCUACAACCACAACAACAACAACAACAACAACGUCAACUUCAUCUAAAGAGACCAAACCAUCAAUAAAUACUGGUGGUAACUCAAAUUCAUCAGUAGGAGUUUCAGUUGAUAAACCAUCAAUUAAAUGUGAAUCAACUAAAUCAACAAUCAAUUUACCAUCGGAUUCCAGAAAAUUGGAACAUUAUACUCCACGAUUUACUCCUAAGCGUGAUACCAAUAAUCCACCAUCCAGGUCAUGUAGCAUUGAUGAGACGAAAAAAAUAUUCCCAAAUAUACCACAUACAUGGCUAUGUUCAGGGCGAUUACUUGUAUUUCAAGACCCAAAGUUACCUGACAAUUUAAAGCUAUUUAAGGAGCAAUGGAAACGAAAACAGCCUGUUCUCAUCAGUGGAAUCAAUAAACUUUUGGACAGUAGCUUAUGGAAUCCCGAUGAAUUUAAUCGUCUUUUCGGUGAUGCCAAAAGUGAUGUGGUCAAUUGUAAAACUGGUCAUGUUUUACCUAAACUUCAGAUGAAAAAAUUUUGGGAUGGAUUUGAAAAUCUUAACAAACGGUUGAAAGGAGAUGAUAAUGAAUUUUUGACCUUGAAAUUGAAAGAUUGGCCUCCUGGAGAUGAUUUCAGUGAUCUAUUGCCAGAUCAUUAUGGUGACCUUAUGGACUGUUUACCUUUACCUGAAUAUACAAGACGUGAUGGUUGCCUCAAUCUUGCUGGACGAUUACCUGAAUGUUUCGUACGACCUGAUUUAGGCCCUAAAAUGUAUAACGCUUAUGGUUCAGCUUGUUCCUAUGAUAAAGGAACAACUAAUUUACACCUUGACAUUUCCGAUGCGGUUAACAUUAUGGUUUAUGUUGGUAUACCCAAGGGAGCGGGUUCCAAAUCAGAGGAUUACCAAGAGGCUGCAUUGAAAGCCAUUGAUGAGGGAGGUUGUGAUGAAGAAAUGAAAAAACGAUCUCGAGAAAAGGGUAAACAAUUGGGUGCCCUUUGGCAUAUUUACGAGUCAAAAGAUGCCGAUUCAAUUCGUGAUCUAUUAAAUAAAGUAGCCAAAGAACGUGGCGUUGAACUUGGUGCCCAUUUUGAUCCGAUUCACGAUCAAUCUUGGUACCUUGAUUCAAAUCUUCGAGAUCGACUUAAAUCUGAAUACAAAAUUGAGGGUUACAGUAUAGCCCAAUGUUUAGGCGAUGCUGUUUUCAUUCCCGCCGGGGCUCCUCAUCAAGUUCGUAACCUUCAAAGUUGCAUCAAGGUGGCCGGUGAUUUUGUCUCACCCGAAAAUGUCACCCAAUGUUUCAAUUUGACCCAAGAAUUUCGCCAACUCUCCGAUUCUCAUAUUAACCAUGAAGAUAAAUUGCAAAUCAAGAACAUCAUUUACCAUGCAAUUAAAGACUCACUCGCCUCCCUUCAAAAUAAACUAUCCGAAGGGCCAAAAUCAAGUCAUUCCCACUCCCACCAUCACCAUCAUCAUAAAAGUUCAAACUCUGUAAACAACAACAAGAGUAACAAUUCAAACAGUAAUAGUAACCAUAAUUCAUCAUCAACCACUUCAACGAAAGCCCAUUGACAUAAAGCCAAUAAUUGUUUGAAACUCAAAUUAUCAACUAAUAACAAACAAUUAACAACCCAAAUCAAGAAUCAAUCAAAACCAAGCAAGAAAAUUAAAAAACAUAAAUUGCAAGAUUCAAAAGAAACCAACACAACAAAAAAAACUUCACUUGGAAAGAAAAGCAAAUUUAACUUGCGAAAAGUUAACAUUUAAUUGGAAAUCUAAUUGUGAAAAGAAAAAUUGAUAAAAAAACAACAACCUGGAGAAAUAUUAACAAUUAACUGUAAUCAAUUUUUCAAACUCCCUUUUCUAAAUGUAAACAGUUAAUUGUUACAAUUUAAAUCAAUUGACUAACAACAAGAAAAUAAUAAUAUUACCACUAUUGUCAAAUCAUAAUUUCUCAUUGUGAGAUAUAUGAUAAACUAUUAAUUGUCUUAAUCAUUGUAAUAUAUUUCAUCUUCAUCUAUUCCUUACCUAAUCAUCAUCCUCAUCAUCAUCAUCAUCUAAAUUUAACAUUACCACCACUUUCAUUAGCAUCUUCAUCCUCAAUAUCAUUUUAAUGUUUCCUCUCAUUACCAAUUGCUAAUUGAUUUUAAAAGAUUGUUUUUUGCUUCUCAUUAAUUAAAACACAAAAAUCAUCUGUAAACUCA